Molecule: messenger RNA, 975 nt
Organism: Orycteropus afer afer
Lineage: Eukaryota; Metazoa; Chordata; Mammalia; Tubulidentata; Orycteropodidae
Product: aldo-keto reductase family 1 member C15-like
Exons: 9
Biological process (GO): steroid metabolic process
Cellular component (GO): cytosol
Molecular function (GO): aldose reductase (NADPH) activity; steroid dehydrogenase activity; ketosteroid monooxygenase activity
Source: RefSeq, a predicted model, not a curated record
AUGGACCUCAAGCAUAAACAUUCUGUGAAACUGAAUGAUGGACAUUUCAUGCCAGUCCUUGGAUUUGGCACUUAUGCUUCUGAAGAAAUUCCUAAGAGCAAGGUUUGUGAGGCUACCAAAAUAGCUAUUGAUGUGGGUUUCCGUCACAUUGAUGCAGCUUACUGCUAUCAAAAUGAGGAGGAGGUUGGAAAAGCCAUUCGAGAGAAGAUUGCUGAUGGUACUGUGAAGAGAGAAGACAUAUUCUACACUACCAAGCUUUGGGCUACUUUCCUUUGACCAGAAUUGGUCCGACCAGCUCUGGAAAGAUCACUGAAGAAACUUCAACUGGACUACGUAGAUCUCUUCAUUAUUCAUAUGCCAAUGGCUAUGAAGCCUGGGGAGGAGCUUCUACCAAAAGAUGGUAAUGGGAAAAUUAUUUUUGAUACAGUAGACAUCUGUGACACAUGGAACGCUUUAGAGAAAUGUAAAGAUGCAGGUUUAACCAAGUCCAUUGGGGUGUCCAAUUUUAAUCACAAACAGCUGGAGAUGAUCCUGAAUAAGCCAGGGCUCAAAUACAAGCCUGUCUGCAACCAGGUGGAAUGUCACCCUUACCUUAACCAAAGCAAGCUGUUGGAGUUCUGCAAGUCCAAGGACAUUGUCAUAGUUGCCUACAGUGCCCUGGGAUCCCAAAGACACCCAGACUGGACAGACAAGAAUAGUCCACAUCUCUUGGAGGACCCAAUCUUGAAUGCCAUUGCCAAAAACCACAAUCGAACCCCAGGCCAGGUUGCCUUGCGCUACCAUCUGCAGCGGGGUGUGGUGGUCCUGGCCAAGAGUUUCAAUGAGAAGAGGAUUAAAGAGAACUUCCAGGUUUUUGACUUUCAGUUGACCCCAGGAGAUAUGAAAGCAAUUGAUGGCCUCAACAGAAAUUAUCGAUAUAUUAAAAUAGCAUUUGGUGUUGAUGACCCUUACUAUCCCUUUUCUGAAGAGUAUUGA